AUGGCCGGGAGGCAGCGUAGCUCGGGUCGGCUCUGGGCGCUGGGCGGCGCCGCGCUGGGGGCUUGCCUGGCGGGCGUCGCCACGCAGCUGGUAGAGCCCAGCACGGCCCCGCCCAAGCCCAAGCCGCCCCCACUGACCAAGGAGACUGUGGUGUUCUGGGACAUGCGCCUGUGGCACGUGGUGGGCAUCUUUUCACUCUUCGUGUUGUCCAUCAUCAUCACAUUGUGCUGUGUCUUCAACUGCCGUGUACCACGGACGCGAAAGGAGAUCGAGGCACGGUAUCUACAGCGAAAGGCGGCCAAGAUGUAUACAGACAAGCUGGAGACCGUGCCUCCCCUUAAUGAACUCACAGAAAUUCCUGGAGAGGAGAAGAAGAAAAAGAAGAAGGACAGUGUGGACACUGUGGCUAUCAAGGUAGAGGAGGAUGAGAAGAAUGAGGCGAAGAAGAAAGGAGAGAAGUGAGGGCGGCGUCCUGGAGGUGGCAGCUGGGGCUGACAGGCCCUGAAGCCCGAGUUCAGGCUGGAAUCCAGGCAUCAGGACUCCGUGUUCAUACAUGGACUUCAGAGGCUGUGGUCCAAGGGGAAGCCAAGGCCAUGAUCGUUACCUCAUGGCUCAAAAGAUGUAGGGACAAGACUUGACUAGUGUCCAUCCUGGACUCUGUUCCCUUCACAUCAUCAGUCUGGGCACUUCUCAUGGGCCACUGUCCCUCCAUAGAUAUAGAGUGGCCUCAAACUCCUCUCCCCGUCCAGACAAGCUUCUGUCCCAUCCUUCUUGCCAGGGGCAGAAGUGGCUAUAAAGGAGUCAGGGAUUGGUCACUUAGGAUGGCAGGAUUGAACAGGUUGUUCAAAAACACAGAGGGAGGGCCUGGAGGGGGACUUGUGAUGUGAGAGAUUCUCUGAUGUAGCUAGAUAGCCGCCCCAAAUAGCAAGGAAAUUGCCCCAAGUUUGACAGUAAUCUGUCCCUAGCUGCUAAGGUGGUCCCAUUAUCAGGAGAGUUCCUGACCUGGCAGAUGCCAAGCUCUGAAAACAAGGUAACAGUGUGACAGAGUUGAGGCCGCUGAGGG
This is a messenger RNA of Arvicanthis niloticus (Nile rat), 1063 nucleotides long. It is a transcript of the gene Tmie, whose product is annotated as transmembrane inner ear. The record is from RefSeq and is a predicted model, not a curated record. Gene Ontology annotation, biological process: sensory perception of sound; inner ear morphogenesis. NCBI's taxonomy places the organism in Eukaryota, Metazoa, Chordata, Mammalia, Rodentia, Muridae.